UACAUAUUUUGUCGCAAAGCGAUGUCAAUACUCGAACUUCAAAAUUCAGUGAACAACUUAAUAUAAUAAAAAAUAAAAAAAUGAACAGUCAUGUCGUGUGGACGUCAGGAAGAAUCAAAGCACUGCCAAAAGAUAUCGAUUUUCUUUGACAUGAAUAAGGGCCUUUUUCAGUCAGUGAUUCUUCGCAUUAUAGUGGAGUGCGCCACAGCAAAGCAGCACAAAAGCUCUCGCAGAACAUCAGAGCAGGAAUCAAGCUCGUGCGUGUCCGUCACUGCAUCUCCUGCAGCAGAGGAUGAACUGGAUAAACGAUGCGUUUGCAAUGACAGCGAAGCGCCCUUCUGACGCGCGAUUCCAGAUGCAAAGCCAGCGACUCCGAAGGGCUUCGUGGAAGCGUCAGCGAUUGGCCAUAGGCGCGCUGGCGAGGAACGCGAUUGGACCCACGGCGAGUCAAUCAAGGCCAAAACUCCUCCUCUUUCAGCAGGGUCGGGUGCGCGCGGAGCAAGCCCACCCCAAACACCUCCAGCUGCCCAAACAGAAGACGCAGGAGGAGUAGAGGACUCGGACAUGGGGAGAAAUCAGCACUGGCCCGUCUGAUAGAGAUCGGUGUUUUUAUUUAUUAAAAAAGGAGGGAAAAAAACCCGAGAGGCCUUAGGAGAGAGAGCGAGAGAGAGAGGGAAAUAAUAAAAACAAAUACGGAGAGAAACACAUCCCUGGCACAAAGCUGGAGAUAAAUCAAUGGACUGAAUGAAGACUGCCUAUAACGCCUAUCGAUGCCUGGCCAAGGAUUUGGAUGCGUACGCCAUGAACCCAGAGAUGACAAUGGACAUUGGCAGCCUAAGCCAUGAGCAGGACUUGAUGAGCAGCCACAGCCCCCAUCACAACCGCAAUCCGGGGGCUUCCUUGCGGAUACACCAGGAUCUGACCGUGGCGCCGUCGCGCUCCGCGAUGGUCUCCAGUAUGGCUUCGAUUCUAGACGGCGGCGGCGGCGCAGGAGGAGAGUACCGUCCCGAGCUUUCGCUGCCGCUCCAUCACGCCAUGAGCAUGCCCUGCGACACCUCCCCAUCCGGGAUGAGCGGCACCUACACCACUCUGACCCCUCUGCAGCCCCUGCCGCCGAUUUCCACCGUGUCCGACAAAUUCCACCAUCCGCACCAUCACCACCAUCACCACCAGCGUUUCUCUGGGAACGUGAGCGGCAGCUUCACCCUCAUGCGGGACGAGAGGACUCUACCAGCCAUGAACAACCUCUACAGCCCCUACCACAAAGACAUGAGCGGGAUGGGGCAGAGUUUGUCCCCUCUGGGCAACGGCUUGGGCUCCAUCCACAACGCACAGCAGACGCUCCACAACUACGGCGCGCACAGCCACGAAAAGAUGCUGAGCUCCAACUUCGACGCGCACACUGCCAUGCUGGCCAGAAGUGACCAGCACCUCUCCAGAGGCCUCGGUGGCCCCGCGGCGGGCAUGAUGCCGCACCUCAACGGGAUGCACGGGCAUCCGGGCCACCCUCAAUCCCACGGGCCCGUGUUGGCUUCCAACCGGGAAAGACCGCUCUCCUCCUCCUCCUCCUCCGGAGCGCAGGGCUCCAGCUCGGGGCAGCUGGAAGAGAUCAACACCAAGGAAGUGGCGCAACGUAUCACGGCCGAGCUCAAGCGCUACAGCAUCCCGCAGGCCAUCUUCGCGCAGCGGGUGCUGUGCCGCUCGCAGGGCACGCUAUCCGACCUGCUGCGGAACCCCAAACCCUGGAGUAAACUCAAGUCCGGCCGCGAAACGUUUCGCCGCAUGUGGAAGUGGUUACAGGAGCCCGAGUUUCAGAGGAUGUCGGCCCUUCGGCUUGCAGGUAAGACAAGGUGCAAAAGAAAAGAGCAAGACCCGAGCAAAGACAGGAGCAAUACACCAAAGAAAUCACGGCUGGUUUUCACAGACCUGCAGCGGCGAACGCUUCUGGCCAUCUUUAAGGAGAACAAGCGUCCGUCCAAAGAGAUGCAGCUGACCAUCUCGCAGCAGCUGGGUCUGGAACUGAACACUGUCAGCAACUUCUUCAUGAACGCCCGCAGACGCAGCCUGGACAAAUGGCUGGACGAGGGGAGUCUGGGCAACACGUCGUCCACCUCCAGCACUUGUACCAAAGCGUGAUCAGGUGACGGUCAGUUUUUUAAGAGGAGAAAAUCAUUCCGAAGGGCAACGAGAGGAGAGAAGCUGCUUACCGGCUCGAGUCGCAGUCAAAACACACCGAUCUGUUCAUCCAAAGAGCUAAACGCCAGGAAAAACGCUGAAAACAAACCAAAGGGUCUGCAUUUCACAUCUACAUUCAUUUCCAGAAGUGUGUGUGUGUGUGUGUGUGUGUGUGUGUGGAGAUACUUUAAACUAUAAGGGUGAAUCUCACAAAAACACAUCCAGGCCACAUUUAAUGCAAUAUAAUACACUGCUAAUAGAGCAUUUUUGUCUUGUUUUCAAGUGCAAAUAGCAUUUACUUGAGAAACAAAACAUAUUAAGAUUUUAUCUAAAUCUAUCAAAAUUAAAUGAGUUUUGCUUUAAAAAAAAAAAUGCCAACGUGAACAGAAAAAUAAACUGAAUUCAAAGGGAAAACAAUUAUUUG
Messenger RNA from Cyprinus carpio (common carp), 2599 nucleotides. RefSeq names its product one cut homeobox 2 (gene onecut2). The record is from RefSeq and is a predicted model, not a curated record. Gene Ontology annotation, molecular function: RNA polymerase II cis-regulatory region sequence-specific DNA binding; DNA-binding transcription factor activity, RNA polymerase II-specific. Gene Ontology annotation, biological process: regulation of transcription by RNA polymerase II. NCBI's taxonomy places the organism in Eukaryota, Metazoa, Chordata, Actinopteri, Cypriniformes, Cyprinidae. Gene Ontology annotation, cellular component: nucleus. The transcript has 4 exons. The coding region runs from base 745 to 2136 and encodes 463 amino acids.